Molecule: messenger RNA, 9167 nt
Organism: Stegastes partitus (bicolor damselfish)
Lineage: Eukaryota; Metazoa; Chordata; Actinopteri; Pomacentridae
Product: interferon-induced very large GTPase 1-like
Exons: 10
Molecular function (GO): GTP binding
Source: RefSeq, a predicted model, not a curated record
AAAACAGACAAAAGUUAGAGCUGGCAGUUUUUCAGACUUUGUUUGCAAAGUGAAAGGAUGUGAAUUAGGCAGUGUGUUCCAGCCCCCUCUUGUGCUCUGACACCACUGACUCUGUCUUGAACAUGGGUGGAUUAUCCUGCUUCUACAAGGACAAAAUGAAAAGUUGUCGACUCUUCAAACUAAUAUAUUUGCAACAUUUGACCGUCAAUGAAAUCUUAACAAUGUUUGUUAAAAUGUUUUGUGUGUUAGAUAUAGUAGUUGUAGUUGUCUGAUCAUGCAGUGUGGGCAUUGAUGCAUUUUUGUGAAUGACUUUAUCUUCUGACUGUAAAGAUAAAAUGGAAGAGAGCAGUGAUGAUACAGCAGAUGGGAGGGAAGGACAAUAUGAGGCUAACUCUGGUACAUCUGGGACAAAUAACAAUAUUGAGUUGGAGGAGAGUGCAGCUAAAGCCAAGCAUGGUCCAGUGAAUGAUCGUCAUCAAGCUCAACACUCAGGUUAUGCUGCAGUGGAAGAGAUAGAAACAGAUAGCACACCUGGAAUCAAGGUCAAGUGUGAUCCACAGAAUAAACCUCGUGGUGAUGAACGCCCAGAGGAGAAUGAUGACAGCCCAGGAGUAGAGUCUGACAUCACGGCCGUGCCAUCUGAAACAAAGGAGAACGAUACCUUCGAUAUGAAAAUGUCUGAAAACAAGGAGAAGCAGUCAGUGAACAUCUCUGAAGAGACUGACAGAAAGAAACAACGUCAAAAAGAAACUGAAACGCUGCUCAGCAGACUUCACCUUCAAGACAGAUUUCCACACAAGUUGUCACCAGCAGACUUUCUUCAAAUAGGUCAACGUGUGACACACAGCCAUGACAUAUCUGAGAAAGAUCUCGCUAAUACCUUUGUUCAGAGGUUAAUGAUGUUAGACUACAGAGCCAGAUAUAUUCCUGUAAAACAAGACAGUCCUGAGCCGGGAUCUUCACACACUUUGCCAGUGUCUGACAAUGAUGACACAGAUGAUGACACAGAUGACUAUGAAGCUCAUUUUAGCAAUGAUACAGACUCUGAUCAGUCAAAACAGACUCAGGUGCAUCCAAUGGAUGUUCAAAUGGCAGUGUUCCACUGCUCCAACAGCUUUCUGAAGCAGAACUUGAUGACAAAGUUAUCUCAGUGUCAGCACGCUUUACCUUUGCUUGUUCCUGACCCAGUCACAAUGGACAUUGAAUGUCCUUUGUGGACAUUCAGACAAAUCAUAAAAACAUGGAAGAUAACUCAAAUCAAAGAUGGCUCACAAAGUGUCACCAUGAAGCACAUGCCGAUCUGCAAAGCUGAAACGUCCAUGGUGUCUUUCUUCCGCCUUGGUUCACUUUCUGUGUCUAAAUCUCAGCUGAUGAACACUUUGAUCAACGAGCAUCACAACAUGUUCUUCCACAGAAACUGUCCAGGAAGCACCAAAACUCGCCAUUUAAUGGAAGGUGUGGCAGAGAUUGCCUGGUACUGCCCUGCUGCAAGAUCCAAUGAUUCCUUCACUGACUGCAUUGCCUUCUGCAAUCUUCAUGGAGAUGCUCUAUUGAUGGAAAAACAACGUGAAAUACUGAUUGAAAGAUCUUCAAUCAAUGUUGUUCUUGUACCAACUCUGGAAAAAAGCCAGAAAAGUACCAAAGUCAUCUCAGCCCUUCACAAGUCUCCAAAGCCCCUCAUUAUCCUUGUUGCUGACAGUGAUUGUGGUGCACUUAAGAUUAAAGAGGGAAAAUACAAAAUGGGCCUUAAAGACAGAAGUCAGUCAGAUGUUUCAGAAGAACUAAAAGGACUUAUUGGAAAGAUCCUGUCUGGACCACACACGUCCUUCCAGCUGGAGUCUAUGGCCAAGAUCUCUGGAAUCAGAGUGGAUGAAGAUGACACAGUCUGCCAAAACGGCAAAUCUGCUGCAAUGGAAACACUUCAUGUGCUUCAGGGGGUGGACGUUUCCAAGAUUAAAGACACAUUUCUUCCUUGCCAAGGCCAGCUUUGGCGACGCAGGCGGAUGUCAAUGAUAGAACCUAUUCAAUUCAAAGGACACAUUGAGGAAGAGAAAAGUAAAAGGCAACAGGAACUGAUGGAAAUACGACUGGAUCAAUGCAGCAAAGCUUCCUGCAGUAAACUGAUGAUGUCAUUCACUGAUAGCCUCUUGUUUUUGCCAUCAAAAGCCAAAGAGUACUACCUGAAGUGGACUCAGAUCUUAAUAGAUGCCCUCUCCACAGAUGAUCUCUCUUCAAUUCUCCAAAGCUAUGAUGAAAAGUGGUCUGAGGUCUUGGAUCUGAAGAAAAAGAAAGACAAAUCUGCUCUGUUAAUAAGGAAACAAGAUGAGCUUGAACAAAUAUCCAACAAACUGCAGUCAGCCACCUUUGGCUUGGAGCACAUGUUUCGAGAAAUGGGACAGAUCUACGAAGCCCAUAAAUCUCAGGAAAAACCAGAAACCAGUGGACGGAAUAACUGGUCCAGAUACCCUGAGCUGGCAGCAGAUCUGAUGAUAUCAGGACACCCAAUGGAGCUGAUGGACGGUGAUGCAGGUCAUGUGCCUUUGACAUGGAUCUCUGCUCUUUUAGAUGAAGUCAUCAAGAAACUGGGAGACCAGAGGGUGUUUGUGUUGUCAGUUUUGGGCAUACAAAGCAGUGGAAAGUCAACGAUGCUAAAUGCCAUGUUUGGUUUGCAGUUUGCUGUCAGUGCCGGCAGGUGCACCAAGGGUGCCUUCAUGCAGCUGGUCAAAGUGUCAGAGGAGCUCAAGAAGGGCUUCAGGUUUGACUACAUUCUAGUGGUGGACACUGAAGGACUGCGUGCACUUGAGUUAGCAGGUAAAGCCACUUCUAACCACGACAAUGAACUGGCAACAUUUGUUGUUGGUCUGGGAAACAUGACAUUGAUCAACAUCUUUGGUGAGAAUCCAGCUGACAUGCAAGAUGUUCUGCAGAUUGUUGUUCAGGCUUUCAUGAGGAUGAAGAAAGUUAAACUUUCUCCUAGUUGUGUGUUUGUUCACCAGAAUGUCACAGAUAUUGCAGCAGCAGAGAAAAACAUGGAUGGGAAGAGACGCCUGCAAGAAAAACUGGACCAGAUGGCUCAACUAGCUGCCAGAGAAGAGGGCUGUGAUGCUGAGUGCUUUAGUGACGUCAUUGCAUUUGAUGUGAAAGAAGACGUGAAAUAUUUUGCCCAACUGUGGGAGGGAAGCCCUCCAAUGGCUCCUCCAAACCCAGGUUACAGUGAGAGUGUACAAGAACUGAAGAACAUCAUCCUCUUGAAGGCUUCACAGUGUGCCAGGACCCCUCUGUCACAUUUCAAAACCAAGAUCCAGGACCUGUGGAAUGCCCUCAUGAACGAACACUUUGUUUUCAGCUUCAAAAACACACUAGAAAUCGCCGUGUACAGAAAACUUGAGAUCAAAUAUGGGAACUGGACCUGGACCCUCAGGAACAACUUGUUGACCAUCGAAAACCAGCUUCAUACCAGAAUUGAAAAUGGAAAACUUGACAAGGUUGAGCUCAGUGAUCUUGUUAAAGAAAUGAGCGAAACGUAUGAAGAAGUCAAGAAAGAAAUGACAACGUACUUUCAGGAUGACAGAGACAAAGAAAUGCUGGUUCAGUGGCAAAACCGAUUCGAACAGAAGAUCAAAGAGUUUCAUGAGGAAGCAGUUAAAGAAGUGAAACGAAAGCUGGAUGAAGUUAUCCAGCAGAAGAAGGCUUGUAAAAAGCUGGAUGAUCAGAAGACAGUGACAGAGUUUGAGAACAAGCUGCUGCAAAAGAGCAAAGAGCUGGCUCAUGAGUUAAAAGACAAGGCAACAGAUGAAAAGGAACUGAAGAAGCAGUUUGACUCAGUUUGGAGCCACUUGGUUACUGAGUUAACUAAGAAUACAACACCCAUUGAGGACAUCAACCUGGAAGAAGAACAAUUUAAAAUCCUUGAACAGCUCAGUUUUGAAUGGCCUCUCAUAGCUGAAUCCAAACGCACCGGUCGUUACAAAGAGAUGCCAAAAAUUGGGGAUUACUCCGGUUAUAUAACAAAAAAGAAGUCCCAAAAACUCUGUAAUGAAAGUGAACAAUCUCCAGAAAGAAAGAGGGAAAACAUGGAUACAAGUAAAAGAAGUAUGAUGGCAGCUGGAGUCAAUUAUGUCAAAAAUCUGGUGGGAAUGAGCUCAACAACAGAAGGAAAAUCAAAGAAUGUUCUUGAACAUGAAGAACAACAGCUGAUCAGAUCCUUCAUUAAUUCUGUUGAACAGCAAUCCCUCAAAGCAGUCAAGACCAAACCAGUAGCAACAACAGGCUACAACUCAACCUACUUGGUAGAAGUGGCUAAAAGCGUUCAAGAGAAAGUGACAGAGUUUGAAUCAGAGAAGAAAUACACACUGAAGAAGGAGUUCAGAGUGGAUCUCUCACUGUAUGUUUUUGACAGGGCAGCAGGUUGGUUGUCACAGUCUCACAAGGAAUACAAAACUAACAACGAUGCACACACCUACUUGGAGGGCAAGAAACCACAAUAUUACAACAUUUUCCAGAGCUUCUGCAAAGGAAGCUCAUCUGCAGUCGUUUUUGGAGAAUUGAUUUGUGAAAAACUGAAGGUUUCCAUUGUUGAAGCCGUGUGUAACAAGACUGCCAUUGAUCUCGCUGGAGAGAUGAAGUGCACUGUCCGAGCAUUCAAUGGGAACAGGCAGGACUUGGAGAAACAUGUCCUGAAAUCACUUGCAAAGAAAGAGGACUUUGAUGGUUUUAUCACCUACAUCCGGAAGCCAAGGAACCAAACAGAGACUUUCAUAAAAGAAAAAGUAAAGAAGUACAUCUUCAAAAAGCAGAAAGGUAAAGCACAGAAGAUACUAGAGACAAAUGUUGACCACAUCAGUAGGCAGGUCCAUCUAGCUCUAUCUGCUGCAACAAGGAAAGUCAAAGAACAGGAAGGAGACAUAAACAUGUGGGUGGAGGAAUUUUCCAGUUUCCUAAAAGAUGAUCUGACACUUGUGGAGCACAUGUUUCGAGAAAUGGGACAGAUCUACGAAGCCCAUAAAUCUCAGGAAAAACCAGAAACCGGUAGACGGAAUAACUGGUCCAGAUACCCUGAGCUGGCAGCAGAUCUGAUGAUAUCAGGACACCCAAUGGAGCUGAUGGACGGUGAUGCAGGUCACGUGCCUUUAACAUGGAUCUCUGCUCUUUUAGAUGAAGUCAUCAUGAAACUGGGAGACCAGAGGGUGUUUGUGUUGUCAGUUUUGGGCAUACAAAGCAGUGGAAAGUCAACGAUGCUAAAUGCCAUGUUUGGUUUGCAGUUUGCUGUCAGUGCCGGCAGGUGCACCAAGGGUGCCUUCAUGCAGCUGGUCAAAGUGUCAGAGGAGCUCAAGAAGGGCUUCAGGUUUGACUACAUUCUAGUGGUGGACACUGAAGGACUGCGUGCACUUGAGUUAGCAGGUAAAGCCACUUCUAACCACGACAAUGAACUGGCAACAUUUGUUGUUGGUCUGGCAAACAUGACAUUGAUCAACAUCUUUGGUGAGAAUCCAGCUGAGAUGCAAGAUGUUCUGCAGAUUGUUGUUCAGGCUUUCAUGAGGAUGAAGAAAGUUAAACUUUCUCCUAGUUGUGUGUUUGUUCACCAGAAUGUCACAGAUAUUGCAGCUGCAGAGAGAAACAUGGAUGGGAAGAGACGUCUGCAAGAAAAACUGGACCAGAUGACUGAACUAGCUGCCAAAGAGGAGGCUUCUAAUGCAGAGUGCUUCAGUGACGUCAUUGCAUUUGAUGUGCAGAAAGAUGUGAAAUAUUUUGCCCAACUGUGGGAGGGAAGCCCUCCAAUGGCUCCUCCAAAUCCAGGUUACAGUGAGAGUGUACAAGAACUGAAGAACAUCAUCCUCUUGAAGGCUUCACGGUGUGCCGGGACCCCUCUGUCACAUUUCAAAACCAAGAUCCAGGACCUGUGGAAUGCCCUCAUGAACGAACACUUUGUUUUCAGCUUCAAAAACACAUGAGAAAUUGCCGUGUACAGAAAACUUGAGAUCAAAUAUGGGAACUGGACCUGGACCCUCAGGAACAACUUGUUGACCAUUGAGAGCCAGCUUCAUACCAAAAUUGAAAAUGGAAAACUUGACAAGGUUGAGCUCAGAGAUCUUGUUAAAGAAAUGAGCAAAACGUAUGAAGAAGUCAAAAAAGAAAUGACAAAGUACUUUAAGGACAACAGAGACAAAGAAAUGCUGGUUCAGUGGCAAAACCGAUUCGAACAGAAGAUCAAAGAGUUUCAUGAUGAAGCAGUGAAAGAAGUGAAACGAAAGCUGGAUGAAGUUAUCCAGCAGAAGAAGGCUUGUAAAGAGCUGGAUGAUAAGAAGACAGAGUUUGAAAACAAGCUGCUGCAAAAGAGCAAAGAGCUGGCUCAUGAGUUAAAAGACAAGGCAACAGAUGAAAAGACACUGAAGAAGCAGUUUGACUCAGUUUGGAGCCACUGGGUUACUGAGUUAACUAAGAAUACAAAACCCAUUGAGGACAUCAACCUGGAAGAAGAACAAUUUAAAAUCCUUGAUCAGCUCAGUUUUGAAUGGCCUCUCAUAGCUGAAUCCAAACGCACCGGUCGUUACAAAGAGAUGCCAAAAAUUGGGGAUUACUCCGAUUAUAUAACACAAAAGAAGUUCCAAAACCUCAGUAAUGAAAGUGAACAAACUCCAGAACGUAGGAGCGAAAAAAAGGACACACGCAAAAGAGGUUAUAUGGCAAAUGUAGUAAAUCGUGCCCAAAACCUGUUGGGCAGGACCUCAACAACAGAAGGAAAAUCAAAGAAUGUUCUUGAACAUGAAGAACAACAGCUGAUCAGAUCCUUCAUUCAUGCUGUUGAACAGCAAUCCCUUAAAGCAGUCAAGACCAAACCAGUAGCAACAAGAGGCUACAACUCAACCUACCUGCUAGAAGUGGCUAAAAGUGUUCAACAGUCUGUGACAGAGUUUGAAUCAGAGAAGACAUACACACUGAAGAAGGAGUUCAGAGUGGAUCUGUUACUGUAUGUUUUUGACAGGGCAGCAGGUUGGUUGUCACAGUCUCACAAGAAAUACAAAACUAACAACGAUGCACACAGCUACUUGGAAGACAAGAAACCACAAUAUUACUACAUUUUCCAAAGCUUCUGCAAAGGAAACUCAUCUGCAGUCGUUUUUGGAGAAUUGAUUUGUGAAAAACUGAAGUUUUCCAUUGUUGAAGCCGUCUGUAACAAGACUGCCACUGAUCUCGCUGGAGAGAUGAGGUCCCGUGUCCCAGCAUUCAGUGGGAACAGGCUGGACUUGGAGAAACAUGUCCUGAAAUCACUUGCAGAGAAAGAGGACUUUGAUGGUUUUAUCACCUACAUCCAGCAGCCAAGGAUCCAAGUAAAAACUUUCAUAAAAGAAGAAGUAAAGAAUUACAUCUUCACACAGCAGAAAGGUAAAGCACAGAACAUACUAGAGACAAAUGUUGACCACAUCAGUAGGCAGGUCCGUCUAGCUCUAUUUGCUGCAACAAGUAAAGUCAAAACCCAGGAAGGAGACAUAAACAUGUGGGUGGAGGAAUUUUCCAGUUUCCUAAAAGAUGAUCUGACACUUGGUACCAUUAGCUGUCAAAACUUCAGGGACAUAAACAAUUUUGACUUUCUGAAAGAUGAGAUAAAGAAAGGCCUUGCUUCCAUCAUUCAGGAGAUGAGUCUCAUCUCACUGGAUAAGAUGAAGGAAUUCAGGCAGCAACCUGAUCAAAUCCUCAUUGAUCAGCUGUGUAAGUGCUGCUGGGUGACGUGUCCAUUCUGUGCAGCUGUUUGCACCAACACCCUGGAAGAUCACAGUCCUGAUGACCACAGCGUCCCUUUUCAUCGAUCCACUGCAGUGAAUGGUGUGCACUACAGAAACACAGUGGAGAUGUCUGUUGAAUUCUGCACAACAAAAGUUGCAAGUGACAACAGGUUUUACCCUGAUGGAGAGUCAGAAAACUCCAUUCCUUAUAAAAAGUACCGAACUGCUGGACCAAGGUACGCAAACUGGAGAAUUACCCCUGAUGAAUCGAAGCUACCAUACUGGAAAUGGUUUGUGUGUCGAUUUGAGAAGCAGCUGGAGAAGCACUAUGGUUUAAAGUUCGAGGGUGAUGGACGAAUUCCCAGCGAGUGGAAAACACACAAUAAAAAAGACGCUAUUAAAAGUCUGGGUAUACCGGAAAAAAAAAAGUCUUCGUCUGGAUGAAAUGUUCAAGCUGUGAGUGAGUCGACACAAUUACAACAGCUAGAAAAACACAUUCUGAUUCGUGAAACAUUUCUGAAAUCAGAGUCAACGCUCUCCUUCAGACAGGUCACCUGACCGCUCAGCUCAUCUCGAUAGGAGGCAAGAACAUAGUUUGAUCCUCAUAUUGAUAAUUAUAGUCUGUGUGCAAAGAUCAAACAAACUGCCACAAAAGUCAGAUUAAACAAUCUCCUGCUUUCACUGCUUUUAGAAUUAGAAGUUAAUGAGUCAUUAAGUGUUGAUUAUUAGACCGGUAAACAAAAACUGGUUUGCUUUAUUCAAAUUAUCACUUAAAUAGAAAAGUAAUACAGUAGUGAUCUGAUAAAUAGUGAGUCAUUAAAACCAAUAUAUUAAUGUCAAUAUUAAACCACUGUGUCAUCGAUAAAGCUGGUGUGUGAAGAUCUCUAAGAAAAAAGCUUCAAUGAAGGCAAAGCAGAAAUCAAUAUGGUGAUUUUUCCUCUUAUUUGUUAUGAGAAAUACAAAGAGGACUGAUGUGUUGCCUGUAAAUAUGAAUACUUUUUGUUUUGUUGUAUCAGAAUAUGUGAAGUUUAAAGCCAAAUGCAAUGUACUGAUAAAACACAGGUUGGCCAAUGGGUGGUUGGUGCUGCUGGCUUUUUAUUAUAAGGAAUGUAAGGCUUAUAUCUGUAUAACUACCUUUAAAUAACAUCAAACAUUUAUUGUGUGUUUGUGUUUUUCUCCAUUUUAAGUUGAAACAUGAUGAACAAAAUAACAAACUGUUGUGUUAACCUCCAUUCAGUCGGCCUGUCAUCAUAUUCACACCUUUUGUUUUGUUUGGUUCAUCAGAAUCUUGCUUUGUUGAACUUUGCUGAAGUCCAGCCUGAAUAUGAAGAAACUGAAGAAUGUUAUCAUUUACUUCACUGUUCAUUCAGAAAUGUUGAUUUGAUCUCCUGUUAUUCACAGUUUUUGAAGAGUGAUAAUAAAAUAACUGCUUCAUAUCUUCUGAAA